CUCACACAGCACCAAUUGUGGCCAUCCCAGCUACUGCCAAUAAGCUACAGUGAGCUCACGGCCUAGACGCUACUACUACAACCACCAGCAUCCUCAUCAUGUCCACCUCACUGAGAGUCAGCCCCUCUGUCCAUGGCUACCGGUUUGACACCGCUUCCCGGAAAAAAGCCACCGCCAACAUCUUUGAAGGGGUUGACCAGGAGUCGCUGCAGAAGCUCUUUAAAAAGACUGGCGAUAAGAAAGCGGAGGACAGAGCCAGGAUCAUCUUCUGCAUCGACCAGGACAAUGAGGAGAAGGCCAGGGCGCUGCUGGCGCUAAAGCAGAGGACCAGGGACAAAAUCCUGCAGUUCCUCAAGCUCCGCAAGCUUCCCAUCAAGGUGAUCUGAGCAUCUUGGCCUGAGAGCUUACAAUCUAAGCGCGGAAGUUUAGCCUGAGAAAAGAGAUCUGGAGAAAAAAAAAAAUUGAUGGUUCGGCAAGCCUUUGCAUCUCAAGAUGAAGUAAAGAGACUGUUCUGCAGAGCUUGCAAUCUAACCUCGAGACGCUGCGUCCUACUGAGUUGGAAGCGUGUGCUCCCGAAAGAGACAGUUUUCAUGGGACUGAGCGUUCCCUCCAGAGAAAGGAGACGGCCCAGGUCUCCGGGGUGACCGAAGGAGAAGCUGAGAUACAUGGACCAUGUGGGGCGCACCUGGCUGUGCCAAGAGACUGUCCAGUGAAUUCUCCCUAGCAGGACUAUGGGGGGUGGAGGGGAAGCGGAGGACUGGUGAGCGAGAACAUGACUUUUAUUGGUGCUGGUUAUGUCAUAUUUAAGCUGCUAUUGAUUUUUAUACGUUAUAUAUUUGUUAAUAAAUUUGUUCUAUCAUUUUAAA
Molecule: messenger RNA, 866 nt
Organism: Bufo bufo (common toad)
Lineage: Eukaryota; Metazoa; Chordata; Amphibia; Anura; Bufonidae
Gene: TCIM
Product: transcriptional and immune response regulator
Exons: 1
Coding region: 99-386 (95 amino acids)
Biological process (GO): endothelial cell activation involved in immune response; negative regulation of Notch signaling pathway
Cellular component (GO): nucleus; cytosol
Molecular function (GO): Notch binding
Source: RefSeq, a predicted model, not a curated record